GAUAUCCCGACGCGAUCACUUUGUUCAAUGAAAAAAAUGCAGACGCGCGAAUUACUUGCAAACUCAACACCAAACAAGUUUCAAUUUCGCCUAAAAGAGAAUCAUAUUGUUCACAUACGCUAAAGUACAAGGCUAACGCCAUGUCCGUUCAAGACGUACUAUGGAUCGUACUCACGGUGCAGUUGAGUUUUGGUCUUGCGUAUUUUGAAAACAAUCAAAGGACGCAGGACUAUGAUGUCGAUAAAAAUGGUUCUGUACACCACAAAAACUGGGUGCGUAACGAAAUGAUGGACAGCUUGGGCUUGUACUGGCUCAAAUGGUGGAUAAACGCCAACGAAAAUAGCAUUUACUUUGAAGUAACUGUUCACACACGAGGCUUUGCCGGCCUGGGUUUCUCCAAGGAUGGCCGGCUGGCCAGAGCGGAUAUGGUUUUGAUGUGGGUGGAUGACGCCACAGGACAUCCGAACGUCUUGGACUGCCAUGGGGCGCUGCAUCCUUCAAGCGGACCGCCGCUGCAGGACGAUACUCAAAACUACGAUGUCCUAGAUGGCAAACAAAAUGGGACGCACACAAUCCUGAAGUUUAAACGCAAAAUUGAGACCUGUGACCCAUUCGAUAUUCCACUCUCCGCUGAUACGUUUAAGGUACUGUGGUCCAUUGGGGAAAAUGAUCCUAUUCAUGGAAACUUGGAUUGGCAAGGUCAGAGCAGAGGCGUGAAAGCUUUGCAAUUGUUUUCGCCAAUGUUUACGAAAAAUAGUCACUCGAUCGAAGGCAUCCAAAAAUGGGACAUAACUGUGAACAACGUAACAAUUGAUCGGUCAAUGGAUACACUAUACUGGUGUAAAAUAGUGCGACUACCAGAGUUAACUGGCAAACAGCAUAUAAUUGGUUAUGAGCCGCUGCUGUCUGGUAAAUACGAGAGGAAUGUUGUUCACCACAUGACCCUGUUUGAGUGUCAGUCCAAGAUAUACUCUGGAUCCGAUCCUUCGUCCUGGGACCUUUGGGUUAGGAGUGCCGGCACAGUGUGCAACAGCAACCUACUGACGCCACGCGACUGGGAUUCGUGCUCUACGCCAGUUGCAGUUUGGUCCUUGGGAUCUGAUGGACAGUUUCUACCUCCCCACGCAGGGAUCCCAAUGGGCGGAGCAUCUGGAGUUAGCUAUUAUAUGCUGGAAAUACACUACGAUAAUCCCGAUGGAAAGGAAUCGGUGGAUCACUCCGGUUUUCGAAUACACUACACACCCAAUCUGCGAACCUACGAUUCCGGAAUUCUAAUAAGUGGUGUUUCCAUUUCGGAAACGCAACUCAUUCCGCCUGGUCAAAAGAAGUAUCGAUCCGUCGGCAUUUGUGGGCCGUCUUGUUCAAGCGUCAUGUUCCCAAAGGAUGGUAUUAAAAUAAUAUCCGGAACGUUGCACUCACAUCAAGCUGGUCGCACAAUUAGUCUUCGACAUGUUCGAUCUGGUAAGGAGUUGAAUCCGAUCAUUGUUGACGAAAACUACGAUUACAGGCACCAAAAAGUCCAUCAGCUUGCCAAUGAAACGGUCGUAUUGCCAGGGGAUUACCUAAUUACAGACUGUUCCUAUGAGACAAAGUACAGAAAACGACCCACAUUCGGGGGCUAUUCCACGAAGGAGGAAAUGUGUCUCACCUUUAUUACUUAUUACCCAAAGAUUGAGAUGUCCGGAUGUUAUAGUAUGACACCAGUGCGUGAGUUUUUCGAGAUGUUCCGUGUGUACCAAUUCUAUUCCUUAAAUAUGACCGAUGUCGAGAACAUGUUUCUCUACAACAGUGACUACACCGACUACAGUAAACAGGCGAAGAAUGCGACAAACAAACCAAAUUCCGGAAAAACGUCCAAAGAAGACGUCAUCUACCAGGAGUCUUUGUUAAACAAGCUUGUUAUAUCCGACCCAGCCGAAUUUCACGAUCGCACAUUUCUAUCGCAUUUAAAUCAGUUGCCUUGGCAUGAUCCUCUCUUUACGAAACGUGUUGAACAAGCAUUUAUAACCGGAACACAUAUGACGUUUUGUCGCGUAUCCAAGGAUUCAUUAUCAAUUCCUUCGGAAAUAAUUCGCUAUCCCGAGUUUACAGCGUACGUGAAGCCACCGGCAGCUUGUUUGAAUUAUUUGUUCACUGAUAAUGAAGAACUUCGUUCGGGAAGUUCACAAUUUUUUACAGACUUUACGUUAAGUCUUUUAUUACUCAUUCAGCUCGGGUUGCAAACGACAUUAUUGUAAAAUAAAAGUGCGUUUGAAAGUAUUAUUUAAGCCAUCCAAAACGUUUUCAGUGAAAAUGCUAGCUUACCAAAUGAACGAUUAUCAAAUAUUCAAAAUUAUUCUCGUAAUAUGAAACAUGAAAAUAUAUCAAAUCGAUAUAAACUAGGUACUAACAUAAAGUAAUAUACAUUUUAUAGAGAUUUAAGGUGCUUUUAAGAACUUUUUAAUUUAAUUUUAAUUUAAGAACUUUUAAAUUGGAUUUAAAAAUUUUGCACUAAAUGUAGAAAGUAAAAAAUACACCUCCGACUUGCAAACCAAUCAAAUAAUUUUCUCUUAAAUAAGUUAAAUUACCGACAAUAAAAUAAGGAUUAACUUAUAUUUAUGUUAAGGUUUUCAUAUUUUUGAAGAUUUACAGAAUGUAUGCAUCUUUUCAGGGAUACUAAUAUUAGCCUAUAUUAAAAAUGUAUGCAGUUUUCAAAUAAAGUUAAUUUUUAU
Messenger RNA from Drosophila melanogaster (fruit fly), 2711 nucleotides. RefSeq lists its product as uncharacterized. Lineage: Eukaryota; Metazoa; Arthropoda; Insecta; Diptera; Drosophilidae. Gene Ontology annotation, molecular function: monooxygenase activity; copper ion binding; dopamine beta-monooxygenase activity. Gene Ontology annotation, cellular component: extracellular region. The transcript has 2 exons. The coding region runs from base 141 to 2237 and encodes 698 amino acids. The record is from RefSeq and is marked reviewed. Gene Ontology annotation, biological process: octopamine biosynthetic process.